AUGCUUCCUGCCCAAGAGGCAGUUAAAAUCUACCAGACUAACUAUGUGAGAAACGCCAGGGCCAUCGGUGUGAUGUGGGCAAUUUUUACCAUCUGUUUUGCCAUCAUAACCGUGGUGGUGUUUAUCCAGCCGUUCUGGAUCGGUGACAGCGUCAACACGCCACAGUCCGGCUACUUUGGGCUCUUCCACUACUGCAUAGGCAACCCUAUUACCUCUGAGCUGGUGUGCAAAGGGAGUGUGCUCGAUUUUAAGUCCAGUCCAUCAGGGGCCUUUAAGACUGCCAUGUUUUUUGUGGGCACCGCGAUGUUGCUUAAUGUGGCCACUAUAGUCUCCUUCAGCCUCUUUUUUUACUGCAACUCAGCCAGCGUGUACAAGAUCUGUGCAUGGAUACAAACUGCAUCAGCUGGCCUGUUGACUCUGGGUUGUGUAAUUUACCCUGAUGGAUGGGAUGCGCCUGAGGUAAAGAGAAUGUGUGGCGAAAGGACGAGCAAGUACACACUGGGGAACUGCACAGUGCGCUGGGCUUAUAUCCUGGCUCUCAUCUGCAUCCUGGAUGCUCUCAUGCUUGCACUCGUGGCCUUCACGUUGGGAAACAGGCAGGACAGCCUGCUGCCUGAUAGUCCGAGGGAGGGAGAGUCAAAAGGAUUCCUCAUAGCUGCUGCAAUUGCUGCUGUCUCUGCUAAGAAGUGUUGGGGGGUGGAAAUGGCAAGAGUUGUUUUGCUGCAACAGGGCCUGACAAACUCACCAUCACAUAAUACACUAUAAAAUCGUAAUAGUAUCAGAGGGUGAUUUAGAAAAAUGUGAGACCAUCAAUCCAAAAACUGAUGCUGAAGUGGACCAUGAAACAUAACAAUGCCCCCAAAAUAUUCCAGUAAAUCAAGGAACCCUGCCUGUGCUUUUUGAUCAAGAGUGGCAUGUGGUGUGAAGUCCAACCAUUAAAUCCUUGGUUGUUAAGUGAUGAUCUUAUUGUUGCCACUGACGCAUUUGUCCCAGUCUUCAUCAGGUCAUCCUGUAAGUCUUUCCAUUGUAACAGGUUUUCCUUCAUGGUCCUAAUAAAGCAUCUGAAUGAAAUUUUGGG
Molecule: messenger RNA, 1078 nt
Organism: Trichomycterus rosablanca
Lineage: Eukaryota; Metazoa; Chordata; Actinopteri; Siluriformes; Trichomycteridae
Gene: lhfpl5b
Product: LHFPL tetraspan subfamily member 5b
Exons: 3
Coding region: 1-765 (254 amino acids)
Biological process (GO): sensory perception of sound; detection of mechanical stimulus involved in sensory perception
Cellular component (GO): plasma membrane
Source: RefSeq, a predicted model, not a curated record